Molecule: messenger RNA, 795 nt
Organism: Notechis scutatus (mainland tiger snake)
Lineage: Eukaryota; Metazoa; Chordata; Lepidosauria; Squamata; Elapidae
Source: RefSeq, a predicted model, not a curated record
GUUUCUUUUGCUGUAAUCACAAUUGUGGUGAUGGGGACAUUCAUCUUCCACCAGAACACUCCCAUCGUCAAAGCCAACAAUUGGGAUAUCACCUGCACCCUGCUUUUCUCACUCCUGCUGUGUUUUCUUUGCUCCUUCCUCUUCCUCGGAUGUCCAGGGACAGUCACGUGUGUGCUCCGGCAAGCAGUUUUUGGAGUUGUCUUCUCCAUUGCGGUGGCUUGUGUGUUAGCUAAGACCCUCACUGUGGUUCUGGCCUUCAUGGCCACAAAGCCAGGGAACCGCAUGAGUGGGUGGGUGGGGAAAAGGCUGUCCGUCUCAGUCAUUGUUUUGUGCUCCCUUAUUCAAACAAGCAUCUGUGCUGUGUGGUUGGCCAUUUCUCCCCCUUUCCCAGAGUUGGACAUGCAUUCCCAGAUGGAUGAGAUCUUUGUGCAAUGCAACGAAGGCUCCGAGAUCAUGUUUUAUGUUGUGCUGGGCUACAUGUGGCUUCUUGCCCUUAUCAGCUUUACGGUGGCCUUCUUUGCCCGGAAGUUGCCCGACACUUUCAAUGAAGCCAAGCUCAUCACCUUCAGCAUGCUGGUCUUCUGCAGUGUUUGGGUGUCCUUUGUGCCCACCUACUUGAGCACUAAGGGGAAAUCCAUGGUGGCUGUGGAAGUCUUCUCUAUCUUGGCCUCAAGUGGUGGUUUAUUAGGUUCCAUUUUCCUGCCCAAGUGCUACAUCAUCAUGCUGACGCCAGAGCUGAAUACGAGAGAGCAGCUUGUUCGGAAAAAGACUAGUGUGAUUUCUAGGGCAGCAUGA